GCACUCUCGGCUCCAGUGCAUUCUCUCGACUCUACUCUAUAUACCCCUCUCGUUCCUUCGUCUGUGCCCCGCCAUGGACAACCUUCGCGGUGAUUACUGCCCCAUUUGCGACCAAGACAUCCGUGGCCAAAAUUUGUGGAGUCUGGCGCAGCAUGUAUGGUCCAAGCACAACCAGAGCCAACUUGCGCAGGACCUCGACGCGCACUACAAUCGUGACCAUUCUCCAACUCCUCCGCGCCGUCAAUCCGCCCCGCGUACUGCCUUUUCUCAGUGUCCUGUCCGCCCUGCUCAUGCUCAUCGCCGCCGUCAUGCCGCUCCAAGUGCUUCCCGCGAGCGAUCGCCAACGCGUGCCUCGCCGCACCGUCGCCGUCGCCGCGAAGACAGCCGUUCUCCAAGCCGCAACCGCCAGGCAACUUUGCCACCACCACGCGUCUCCACACACGCGCACACACACAGACACAGACACACACCCAUGCCAGGACCGUGCUGCGCCACGCCGCCGCUCUCCAACACCUGAAGCUGGACGGCGUCCAGACAUCCCCUCAGAUCUCCGCCGUCGCAAACUCCAGGGAAACCUCCAUAAGCUCUUCAAGGUUUUGUCUGAUUUCCAUAAGCCGUGAAGCAAAAGUCUGCCGCUACAGCUCUUCCACUUGCCCAAAAAGUCGCGCC
Molecule: messenger RNA, 669 nt
Organism: Durusdinium trenchii
Lineage: Eukaryota; Dinophyceae; Suessiales; Symbiodiniaceae
Source: the annotation of a GenBank genome assembly